This is a messenger RNA of Hevea brasiliensis (rubber tree), 632 nucleotides long. RefSeq names its product cyclin-dependent protein kinase inhibitor SMR5. The transcript has a single exon. Gene Ontology annotation, biological process: regulation of DNA endoreduplication. The record is from RefSeq and is a predicted model, not a curated record. Bases 130 to 486 code for a protein of 118 amino acids. Lineage: Eukaryota; Viridiplantae; Streptophyta; Magnoliopsida; Malpighiales; Euphorbiaceae.
AAAGAAAAAUACUAUAAUCCAAUAACUCUCUCUCUCUCUCUCUCUCUCUCUCUCUCUCUCUCUCUCUCUCUCUCUCUCUCACAGAGACUUCUUCCAUUACAAGUUUCCAUACCUAUUCCUUCCAUUUCCAUGUCUAAAGAGCACAUAACCCAGCAAACUCUACCAAAACUUGAAGAAUCUACAACACAAGGUCUCAAGCAAGACGAAGAUGGGGAGGCGGUUGCCGCUGAAGAAGUAUCAAAUGAUGAUCAAGAAGGGUGCAAGACACCAACUUCUAGUGAUCACAAGAUACCAACCUUCCGAAGCUGCCCGCCAACACCAAGAAAGAAAGUGCAAAAAUUGUUCUUGCAAAAGAGGAAGUUGCCUGAUGAGAUGAACUUCUUCGAAGCUUCGAACAGAGAUGAGGUAGAGUCUUUCUUUCGAUCAAGCUUUGAGCUACCGGGCGUUGAAUCUCGUCGCAUUAAGAGAAGAUGUAGAAGUUACUGAUAAGAUUUUCUUUAAAUUCAUCAUCUCCUCAUAUGUGUAGAUAUGCAAUAUUAUUACAUAUUUAUUUUUCUUCCUUUUUUUUUUAUAAGAUUUACUUCUUAUGUAUGGAUUAAUUAUGAUAAAUCUAGCUAGCUAACCCUUGUUAA